This is a messenger RNA of Benincasa hispida (wax gourd), 618 nucleotides long. NCBI's taxonomy places the organism in Eukaryota, Viridiplantae, Streptophyta, Magnoliopsida, Cucurbitales, Cucurbitaceae. The record is from RefSeq and is a predicted model, not a curated record.
AUGAGAAGAAAGAAAGGGAAGCGAAGUCCACGUGAUUUGUCCACCCAACAACACAAAGACCUUGUAGAAGAAGGAGAAAAAUGGAUCAAGAAAACAGCAAAUUCAUGCAUGUUGGUUGCAACUCUGAUCGCUAACGUAGUUUUUGUUGCAGUCUUCACCAUACCGGGCGGCAAUGACAAUAAUAAUAUCAACAGCAGCAACAACACAGGCUCUCCCCUGUUUCUUCACCACAAAUGGUUCACUGUUUUUGGGAUAUCAGAUACAACAGCUUUGAUAUCAUCAUCAACAUCAAUACUGUCAAUCCUCACAUCACGUUGUGCAGAAGAAGAUUUCCUCAUCUGGUUGCCACUAAAGUUGGUAUUUGGACUUGGAACACUCUUCCUAUCAGUAGUUACUAUGGUGUUGGCUUUCCGUGCCACAUUUUUUCUGUUCUAUGCCAAAGAUACAGCUUGGGUUCCAUUGCUUGUUGCUGGAAUGGGUAUUGUUUCUGUUUAUUGUUUUGGUACUUUACAGUUUAGGCUUUGGGCUGAUGCAAUAGCAGCUUUACAACCACUUAUUACUUGUAUUUUAGGAAUUGGAAGGCCAUAUUGUUCUGAUCUAUCACUUAUUUCUCAUUAA